This is a messenger RNA of Truncatella angustata, 1147 nucleotides long. Its product is annotated as C6 finger domain-containing protein. Bases 238 to 1005 code for a protein of 255 amino acids. The record is from RefSeq and is a predicted model, not a curated record. Gene Ontology annotation, biological process: regulation of DNA-templated transcription. The transcript has 5 exons. Gene Ontology annotation, molecular function: DNA-binding transcription factor activity, RNA polymerase II-specific; zinc ion binding. Lineage: Eukaryota; Fungi; Ascomycota; Sordariomycetes; Amphisphaeriales; Sporocadaceae.
AACGCCGGGCUUCUUCUCGUCGUCUGAGGAUGGCGGCGUUGACAUUCCCUCCUUCCUAGACCCGGGGGCUAUUGCCUCAGCGAAUCUUGAACUCUUACACACAACGCCAAACCCUGGCCCACCCCCGCCGCCGACUCCAGAAGGGAUAGAACAGUUGUUGCAGGCUGUUUCGAAACAGCCGACACAGGAUCGUGAUGCAGUCCUCAAGCAUACCAGGUCCUCCGUUCCUGGCCACGGAUGCUCGCCAAGGGAUUUCAACUACCUCCUAUAAUUCACUUCCUCCAAUUCAAGGACGGUACGCCAAGGCCACUAGCAAACUGUAUCACACUAUGCAAGAUGUGGUCAAACCAGUGCGAUGCCAGUACCGGGCCAAUGGUCGAGGACGCUGUCCGGAAAGAAGUCGACAUUAUUCUUAGCAAGUAUCGCACAUACGACCAAACCACCCUCCUCGGUGCCUUGCAGUCUAUCAUCAUCUAUCUCCUUCUCCUCAUAUUCCCUACCCCGGACCAGACCUCCCAGUCGCUCAUCUCACCCUCUCUUUUCAUCCAAAUCCAAACCCUUGGCUACUACAUCGCUUCCACGGGCCUUACGUUGCACGAAGAAUCAACACACGUCCGCCCUCUUUGGCCUAUUUGGGCACAUGUCGAAGCCAAGCGCCGUGCCAUGUGCUCUCUGUACCUUAUACAUUGGGCGUACUCGAUCUACCACAGCGCCGUCCGCUUCGACUGCGGCCGGGAGCUGUCGCGCAUGCCCGGCCCGGGAGCCAAGUUCCUGUGGUUGGCGAGCGACGAGCAGAGCUGGAAUGCGCUGUAUGAGAGGUGGCUCGCGCAGUGGGAUGAAGGCCAGGGACUAAUGUUUGCCGAGUUCGUGGGAAUCGAUCCGGGUGUUGUGAUGAAUCGCAGGGCUGAGAUCUGGUUGGAGGACGCGGAUGAGCUGGGGUUCUUGAUGCUGAGUCUUGUUAAUGCAACCGAAAGAAAUGUAUCACGGGUGCUUGGGGAAUCUUAGAAGAGAGCCAAUUUAAUCAUAAGCACGACUACGGAGGUUGAUAAAACGUCACCCCAAUUGUAACAUUACGAUAUAUAGAUGUUAUACGGUGGUUGCGAUUCUGAUUGGUGGCUAAGACAUGACUUUCGCUUUUCGCUUGCUA